Molecule: messenger RNA, 546 nt
Organism: Geodia barretti
Lineage: Eukaryota; Metazoa; Porifera; Demospongiae; Tetractinellida; Geodiidae
Source: the annotation of a GenBank genome assembly
AUGAGCGGUAUGUGCUUGGGCGCAUCGUACGCGCAGAGGGCGAGCCGCAGAUUGUGGACUCUGUGCGCUUCAGCGAAUCUGCGGUUGAGCGCGGGCAUUGCGGCGCUGCGAGAUGGGGCAACGAUUGUUACCGAUGUGCGCAUGGUGGAAGUGGGCACAUCGAAGGCGCUGCUGAGGCGAGCGGGCAAUCCGAUCACGACUAUGAUUGACGCGCCAAGCGUUGCAGAGAGGGCGAAGCGGGAGGGCAUCACUCGCUCGGCGGCUGCGAUACGCGAACUGACGCCGCAAAUUGACGGGGCGGUCGUCGCUGUGGGUAAUGCUCCGACGGCAUUACUGGCAUUGCUGGACAGCGUUGAUGAGGGCAAGGCACAGCCCGCGCUGAUUAUCGGCAUGCCGGUCGGCUUCGUAGCGUGCGCGGAAGCCAAGGAUGAGCUUGCCAAGCGUGCUGCGGCGCACAUUACGAUUCUGGGCAAUCGCGGAGGUAGCAGCGCAGCGGCGGCAACGCUGAACGCGCUUCUGGCGCUGUCUAUGGAAGAUAUUCUAUGA